AUGAACAUUGCCAAAUUUCAUAUUCAGCUUAUUUCUUCAUAUUGGUAUUAUAAAAAGAUUGAUAUAUCUAAUGACCUUUUUUUGAAGGCAAACAAAUUUUAUAAUGAAAAAAAUUUAGUAGAAGAAACAGCUUCUUCUAUUACUUAUUUAUAUGUAUUUAGUUAUAAUAAUCAAGAUUUCUUUGAAGAAAGUCUUAUUAUGAAUCAGCAAAGAAAGAUUUAUGAAAAGUUGCAUAGAAUUUACAAAACAAAUUUCUGA
This is a messenger RNA of Cetraspora pellucida, 258 nucleotides long. The record is from the annotation of a GenBank genome assembly. Lineage: Eukaryota; Fungi; Glomeromycota; Glomeromycetes; Diversisporales; Gigasporaceae.